UUUAUUGGCGAAAACUUUGUGAUAAAGACGAUAUGGUCACGGAUAAAACAAAUUGUCCACUACCAUGCCCUAGGAUGGGAAUGACCCAACCCUGAUGGUCAGUUUACUAACGACUUCCAACUGACCAAGCCCUAAAAAACUGUCCAGAAUGGCGAUCAUUGUCCACUUGUUCACCAUUACAUUUGUAGUCCUCGGUUUCAUUGAGAAAAUCACAGUUACCCAAGGGGCGUUGACAACAGUUUCAACAAAGAUUGUCUGCGAGAAGUUAUCUCCCCCUGAAAAUGGCAAAGUGUCUUGUGUGGAAAGUGGAAACUUCCUGUCAUGCGUGGCUACUUGCAAAGACGGUUUCCGGUUCCGGUCUAUGAAUGUGUUGGAAAGAAGAGUAUGUGACGUCAUUGAUGGUCAUUGGUUUAAUGGCGGAAAUUCACUUCCCCAGUGUUUGUCAGUAGAAUCUCUAAGUAGUGAGAAUUGUCGACCGGCACUUCCACCUGAGAAACGGCAUUGUUCGAUGUGAACACAAGGGAACGAAACUGAUCUGUACCGGGACUUGUAACGAUGGUUACACAUUCGUCAGCCAUGAGACCACGGUCACGAGGACGUGUGACGUCACCAGUGGAGAGUGGGAUUCCGGAAAUGUCCUCCCUGCAUGUAAAGUCGCUGUCGUUGGGAACUGCACGCUACCAAGCCCACCCACAAACGGAAUGAGCAAGUGUAUACAGGACGGUACAGAACUAGUGUGUACCGCCGUCUGUAACCAUGGAUACGCUAUGCAGGUUGCCAUAGACAACGCCAAGCGCGUCUGUACCAUCAGCGGUGGGGUUUGGUAUGACGGGAUGUUUUCGUUCCAACCCUGCCACGCACUAAACACGACAGACCACUGUGGAUCUAUAAAUGUAUCACGUGACAUGGCAGCUGUCACGUGUCGCCAGCACGGGGCGGACUUAGUUUGUGACGUCGAAUGCACUAACGGAUUUACAUUCGAGACUCAUGACGUCACGGUCCGGCGAAUCUGUGACCGCCUGACAGGCACGUGGUAUACUGGUAAUUCCGUGCCCCGUUGUGUUUCGACAUGUGAAGAACGACUUAUUUCCGGAAGUGACGACAUUGAUAAUGGCAGUUUCACAGCGUCCAGUUCCUGGACAGGGCUAGCCGGUGUAUAUUUUGGUCCAGACAGGGCAAGGAUAACCUCUGACCCCGAAUAUAUCAACGGUCAGUUUAUGAGUGGAGGGUGGCGACCAGCAAACGAUGACCUCGGCCAGUUUAUUCAGGUGAAGCUGGACAAGGUCAGCCGAAUAACAGGCAUCAUUACAAAAGGCAGGGGCGUAAUUUCCGGUGACACCGCCCAGGACGUGGUUACUAGGUUCCGAGUUCUCUACAGCACCGACGGACGGUCGUUUGUACCAUACGGGGACGAGUCGGUGGCUGACAAGUUUUUCAGUGGAAAUACAGACACGUGUAAUGAGGAGGUCAACUGGUUUUCUUGUCCUUUCGCUGCCCGUUAUGUUCGUAUUAACCCUAUAGCGUGGAAGGACCAUAUUGGACUUAGGUUUGAACUACUAGGAUGUCCUGCCAGCGAAGAAUCUGUAUUGACUACGAGCUUCAUCAGUAACACAACUCCAACAUCUGUCACAUCUGGGACAAGACCUUCACCAACGUGUUCCUCACUGCUGCCUCCGAGAAAUGGCGUGAUAAGCUGUGAGGACAGGGGCACAUCGCUGGUGUGUACGGCUUUAUGUAAGGACGGGUGGGCUUUUACUACUGGAGACUUCCUGGUCAACAAAAGAUGUGACCUUACAACUCACACGUGGACUGACGACAAGGCAUUCCCGGAAUGUUACAGACUGCCAUAUGUUGCAACAACAUCCAGCUACAAGCCCCUUACACAUGAUUGUAUCGGCAGUGCAGACGACUGUCACCACAGAUCUAACGGUGACUACCAUACCUGUGAUAACUGCCAUUACUUCGCCAGCUGUUCGGAGGGCUACACCUACAUUCGGCCAUGUCCGGAUAAUCUCGUGUUCGACGCCGUCGUCGGGAGCUGUCAGUAUCGAUCUAAUACAUGCACAGACGCCAUUGGACUUCCGGUAAUCGGGAAGAAAUGAUGCUCACAAUGUUGAUGCCAGCUGGUGUUAGUUUGCUAAGCAUUAUACUCUGAUAAUCAUCAGAUGAUAAGUGAACAAGGAUUAUGUCUCAGUAAAAACACCUAAGUGUAAAUACAACAUCAUUUUUGUGCAUUCAUGACCAUAUGAUAAAAUACACUUUUCCCUCAAAAUAUAUUGAAAAUCGAAACAAAAUGUUCAAACCGCAGCAUUUUCAAUAAUUUGAUAUUCAUUUUUUUUUUUUUUUAUUUUCAGCAA
Molecule: messenger RNA, 2357 nt
Organism: Pecten maximus
Lineage: Eukaryota; Metazoa; Mollusca; Bivalvia; Pectinida; Pectinidae
Exons: 17
Coding region: 702-2102 (466 amino acids)
Cellular component (GO): extracellular region
Molecular function (GO): chitin binding
Source: RefSeq, a predicted model, not a curated record